AUGUCCCAUAAAAGCCCCUCUGGCUCGCCAGAGCAAUCCAAAGACAACUCAAACGCCCCCGCUGAUCCUGCGAUGAAAUGGGGUAUCUCUGCUGAGCCACACGACCCCAACCGGAAGCCAGGACCUGAUCAUCCUGUCCACCAGAUCCCUCUAGAAAAACAAGAAAAGAUGCGCAAGAAAGGGAUCAACCCGGUAUUGAAGGCGGAGAUGGAUCAGGCUUCGAAGGGCGAAGGAGGAUUCUGGCGUAAAGUUGCGCAGACCUCCAUGGGCGGCGGAUGGAUUAAAUGA
Molecule: messenger RNA, 288 nt
Organism: Penicillium chermesinum
Lineage: Eukaryota; Fungi; Ascomycota; Eurotiomycetes; Eurotiales; Aspergillaceae
Exons: 1
Coding region: 1-288 (95 amino acids)
Source: RefSeq, a predicted model, not a curated record